AUGGACUGCACCUUUUCCUUCAGCUCCGCCACGCUGUGCUCACUGCAGCUGGACGAGGAACAGCUGGAUCAGUGGAAGUACUCUCAGCGCCUAAGGCCAAGACACAGAGAGGGCAACCUAAACCCAGUGGGCCAGGGAUGCCAGAACAGAGCCACUGGAGGUGGCCGCACAGAGCCACUGGAGUGCCGGGACCUGCUGGUCCAGAAUGCACUCUUCACUGGGGACCUGGAGAUGGUUCGAAAGUACUUCACGAAGGGUGCAGCUAUCAAUCUCAUAAUUGAGACCAAGGGUGAUGAGCUGCGCUGGACUAGCAGGAAAUUUGGCUCAGAGCCUGGUCAAGGAGGCGGCUGCAGGUCCAAGCCCGGCUCCUACCUUGAGUCUGGGUACUGUAUCAUGGGCACAGCAGACAAGAAUCAGGAGCCCAUUUGCACACGGAAGGUGAAUGGCCCUGCCCAGGCCUACUGGCAGGCCCUGCUGAGGGGGGAUCAGGGGAUUAUAGCAGAGAUCCUCAGCAACCCCCAGAAUAAUCUGAGUCCCAGCUCUGUGUUUGACAUCAGCAACCUGGAAGAGUGGAAAAACUACCGUUUCAACUUCCGCUGGCUGACCAGUACAGACUGUGUGCGCCUGCUGCUCAGCUUUGGAGCUGACCCUGAAGCUGUUUCUGAGGAUGGUUACAAGCCUCUGCAUCUCUGCAAGAGCCCAGACUCCAUCCAGUGUGUCCAGCAGCUGCUGCAGCAUGGUGCCAGUGUGAACAGCCGGACAGAGGAGGAAGAUGACACAGCACUGCAUGUGGCAGCACGGCAUGGCCUAACAGACCACGUCCAGCUGCUUCUGCGCUAUGGGGCAGAGCUGGAGGCAAAGAAUGAGGAGGGACAGACCCCACUGAAUGCUGCCUGUGCUCAGCCCCACCAACCCCAGGACAUGGAACGCUACUACAGGGUCUGCCAGCUUCUGGUGGAGAGUGGUGCUAACAUCAAUGCUGCAGACAGGGACCGCCAGCACCCGCUUCACUUGGCCUGCAAGAACACCAAUCCUCAAGUAGUGGAAUUACUGCUGGCCCGGGGUGCAAACGUCAACAUCAUGAACUACAGCGGCAACACGGCACUGCACAAUAUCCUGCAAGCCACUGCCUACAAGCUGGAGCACCAGCCAGAGCUUGUGGUCCGAGUCCUGCUCAACUACGGUGCCAUCCGCAUCUGGCCUGGCUCCCUCCUUAAGGUGCUGCGGUACUGCCACACCUGCCCUCGUGUCAUCGAGGCCCUGAUGAACAGCUAUGAGCAUGUGCGUGUCUCUGAGGACUGGGUGGAGGCUGUUCCAGCUGAGGUCGUGCAGAAAUACCCACGUUUUUACCAGUCGCUCUUCUCCCUGGAGCAAAGUCCUCGCUCCUUGCAGCACCUGGCUCGCUGCACGCUCAGGACCUUCCUGGAGGGCCGGUUGCUUCGAGUCCUGUCGCAGCUGCACCUGCCAAGUGCCUUGCACCGGUUCCUGCUGCUCGGCUUUGAGGACGUUCUCUACUAA
Molecule: messenger RNA, 1518 nt
Organism: Struthio camelus australis
Lineage: Eukaryota; Metazoa; Chordata; Aves; Struthioniformes; Struthionidae
Source: RefSeq, a predicted model, not a curated record